AUAAUUGACAUUUUAUAAUUUAGAGUUUAGACCAUUCUAUGAGAAAACAAAUCAGAAAUAAAUUCAUUCAUCGCUCUUUAUUUGUUCUCAUAUUCAUCUUAAUUUGAAUUGUUUGUAAUCUUAAAUUUUAUCUUUCUCACGAGUAAUAAUACAGAAAUCUAUUCAAUAUCUGUAAUUGGUUUUAAUCAUGUCCAAUAAUUAUGUGGUAGUAAGCGGUCUCCCAAAAAACGUAAAGAGGCAGAAAAUGAUCCACUUUUUGAGAAGUUACGUUUUCAAAAAGCCGCCAUUACAAUUCUGGAUCGAAUCGAUGAGUUCCGGAGCUAAUAAUUCAAAAGACAUGUUAAUUCGCUUUGAAACAGAAGCGGCUGCAGAUUUUGCCGCAAGAACUCUACAAGAUUAUCCAUAUCAGCAUACAGAUCAAGAUAUAUACAAGUUGAAAUGCUGGAUAAAGAAUAAUGCAGAUACCAUUAGGGAUCCACAAGAAUUUGAUGAAGAUGUGAAAAUUGAGAGGGAUGUACAACCAGUUGAAUUUCAGAGACCUUACUCUCCAGUAAGAGAAAGGGAUAGGAGCCCCCACUUGCGCGAGGAACUAUCAAAACUUGAGUUGGAGAUUGAACUGACAAACAAGAAGCGUAUGCUUCUAGAGGCAGAAAGGAACCUAUUACUGGAGCAAAAGCGGCUAGAAAUGCUUCAAAAGUCAGGGACACCUGAUUUAAACAUGGAGGAUUCAACACAAUCCUCCACUAGCAGUGCACCUCUCACUUUACCUCCAAAAAAACGAGAGCGGAAGCGACCGCAAGACCAAAAUCAAAAAAACUCAGGAGAACCAUCAAAAAACCUAUACUGGCCUUCCAAAAUUCUAAUGAAGGAUAUGCUUCACUGUAUUAGAAGGAAUGUAAAUUCAAACCAAAUACCUUUAUUCAAUGCUUUAUUGAGAAAUGUAGUCCGAAAGCGCUUAACUGAUAUCUUGGGUGAUCAACCUAAUCAGAAUAGUAAGAAAUGCAUAUCCAUGUACCGAAUGUUAUAUCCAAGAGAUGUAGAUGAAGAUUUUGUCAUAACCUUGAGAAAUUUGAUGUUGCAAGGCCAGUUACCUCCAGAACUUCAGGGUCCUUGUCUCCAAUCAGGCACUUCUAAUGUUAACAUGACAAACGCAAGUAGCAACAUAGAUCCAGCCGACUUACCAAUUUCAGAGCUAAGCAAAGACCUUGACGAUUGGACUGAGGAUACUACUGCAAGUGAUACUUAGUAUUGUUUCCGAAUAAGUUGGCCAGAAUCAUUAAAUUUUCAGAAGUUGUUUUGUAGGUCUCGUCUCACUAACAGUGCAUGUGCAAUCCCCAUCACACAACUCUGACCAAGCCGAGACCAUUACAACUCUUUUAAUAGCUGCUACUGUUAAGUCAAAUGAAUUUUCAAAUACAAACAA
Pieris rapae (cabbage white) is the source of this 1423-nucleotide messenger RNA. RefSeq lists its product as uncharacterized. The transcript is spliced from 5 exons. Lineage: Eukaryota; Metazoa; Arthropoda; Insecta; Lepidoptera; Pieridae. The coding region runs from base 188 to 1246 and encodes 352 amino acids. The record is from RefSeq and is a predicted model, not a curated record.